Messenger RNA from Sorghum bicolor (sorghum), 1657 nucleotides. RefSeq lists its product as uncharacterized. NCBI's taxonomy places the organism in Eukaryota, Viridiplantae, Streptophyta, Magnoliopsida, Poales, Poaceae. Bases 1024 to 1359 code for a protein of 111 amino acids. The record is from RefSeq and is a predicted model, not a curated record. The transcript has a single exon.
CGCUCUUGUCUUUUUGUUCGUUGCUUUGAAACUUAUUUCAGUGUGUGUUCGCAGCAUGUUCUUCAUCCCCUUUUUUUGGGUUUUAUUGAAAGAUUAUAUUUUCUUUCAAUUUUCAUCAUCCCUGGCCUGGCCGAAUGAAAUUAACUUCACUAUCUUAAACGCUUUGCUACCUUUUGUUUCACCUGUCCUUAAUUUGCCUAGCUAAUAAUCUAUGCAUGCAUGGUUUCUAUGUCUCCUGUGCAUGACAUGCCUCUGCUGCUACCUAGCUCGUCUGUGAGAGAAGACGAUGCAUGAGAGGUGUCCUCUAGAAUUAAGCUCCGAUCGAUCUGGCGGUGCCUGCAUGCACGGUGCUAGCUACUUAGCAUCGAGCUGGAAAUUAAUAUGUAGGCGUACUGAUGGAUGAUAUCGAUCGUAUAGGAUCCAUGCAUACAGUAGUUCAUCAGGAAAUUGAUCUUUCAAUUAAUCUCGUAAAAAAAUAGGAUGAAGAAGGAGAAGCAGCAUAGAUGGACACAUUAAAGCACAAAUCAUCACAAACACAGCAUGGAUGUUCCUUGCCGUGCUAGCACAAGAUGCAGAUCUAGAACGUCUUUGGUCAACGGUAGGUGCAUGCGGUCGUGCAGAGGCUACAAACGUGUCGGAGGCUUUCAAAGCUGAAAGGAACAGCACACCUAGAAGGCCCAUUAACAUCUCAAACAAGAAAAAAAAAAGAUGAAGGCCCACAUAACAUCUGAGGCCCAUGACAUCCUCCAACUAUAGGGAAGCCCAUCCAAGCCCACGAACAUGCCGUGCGGUACAAGUUGUUCCUGGCCGCGGCACCCCUGCUAGGCUAGGCCGAGGCGGCCCUCACUCUACAAGAAGGCCAGCCACACAGAAAGGCAACACUCGAGAACACGAACCAGUCACCAGUGUGUGUGCCAACUGGCAACGGAGAAGAACCCAAGCCCUAUACCUUGCCUGAGGCGAACCCAUCCUGAUCUAACGCCGCCGCCGCCGAGAUCUAGCUCUCGUUUCGACUUUGGAGCGAUGGAGACGACGCCGACGACAGUUGUGAUCCGCGACGAGCCCGCCGCCGCAGUUGGGGCCCCAGCAGAGGGAGACCUCGUCGCGGCCCUGCGGGAGCUGUUCGAGCUCAAGGACCGCCGGAUCCAGGCUUCGGUCUUCUUCUUCGCCUGCGGUGGCUCCGUGGUGCUCCAUGGCACCGUGAUCAACCGAGGGGAGGAUAAUCCGGAGCAUGUCAUGGCUGGUCUUGCCCUGUUUACGAUUGGUGCGGCGCUCGGGUUCCUCACGCUCAGCGGCUCUGAUCGCCUCGGCCGCGCUGCGAGUCGCGUCGAGCAAGUGCUCAGGGGAUUCUUCCAGUAGCUGCCUCUGGGCCUGGCUAGAUCCGUCCGCAGGGAGCAAAUCGAUCGACGAUGUUUGUGUAUUCCCGUCGAUCGAUCUGUUGAGUGUUAGUAUCUGUAUGUGUAGUUUGAGAACUUGUGCUUUCUAUGUAUGUGUACGAGACAUGAUCCAGCAUGCAUGCAUAUGAUAUGUGUCAGUUUCCGAGAGUGGCCAAAUUACUGUGAUUAGUUGAGUUCUCCUAUAAGGUUGUAAUUUCCAAUAUCCCUAUGAAUAAUAUAUAUAAUGCCUACAAAUUGUCCCUUCAUUUGACCUUGAUGAU